Molecule: messenger RNA, 1782 nt
Organism: Uranotaenia lowii
Lineage: Eukaryota; Metazoa; Arthropoda; Insecta; Diptera; Culicidae
Product: alkyldihydroxyacetonephosphate synthase-like
Exons: 2
Coding region: 1-1782 (593 amino acids)
Biological process (GO): lipid biosynthetic process
Molecular function (GO): FAD binding; alkylglycerone-phosphate synthase activity
Source: RefSeq, a predicted model, not a curated record
AUGAAGAUCGUCAGAAGCCAACAAGUGUCAGGAACGCUUCCCAAACGGCGCCAUGAAGUGAUCCGAUGGGAUGGUUGGGGUUAUAAGGAUUGUAAAUUCGAAUUUCGGGACGGGGUGAUCUCUUUUCGUGGAGAUCGUUAUCCCAUUGCCGGAAAAAGGUUGAAUAAUUUUCGGCACUGGAUCGAGGAAUUGUUUGAUCUGAAUUUGGAGAAGGAUAUUAGACCACGAGUUGCUGAACCUAGCACAUUCCCGGAGCCGAUUAGAAAUCACUUAUUUUUGGAAGAUCUUAGGAAAGCUGGGGUGAAUUUUUCAGAGGACGGAAUGGAUCGGGUGAUACGGGGUCACUGUCAAACGUUGGUUGACUUGCAAGUUUUACGAGAGCACCGUUACGAAAGGAUUCCGGAUGUAGUUGUGUGGCCAAGUUGUCACCAACAGGUUGUCGAGAUUGUGGAUGUAGCUGUAAAGAGUGGGGUGGUGCUGAUUCCGGUAGGUGGAAACACAUCGGUUUCGCUGGCAGUGUCAACACCAGCAAUUUAUGACCGUACCAUCGCUGUGAUCGAUAUGACCCAGAUGAACCGGAUGCUGUGGGUUUCGGAGGAGAAUUUGACCGCUUGUUUCGAGGUAGGAAUCGUUGGACAGGACAUUGAGAGGGAGCUGCACAAACAUGGCUACGUGUUAGGUCAUGAACCGGAUUCUCAUGAGUUCUCUACUCUGGGCGGAUGGAUUGCUACCCGUGCUUCCGGGAUGAAGAAGAAUCGAUACGGAAACAUUGAGGAUAUUGUCGAACGAGUUAAGCUGGUGACGUCCAAAGGAGUUUUGGAGAAGAAAUUCACCGCUCCAAGGGUUUCUAUUGGUCCCGAUUUUGAUCAUGUUAUUCUGGGCUCCGAAGGUACCCUGGGAAUUAUAACGGAAGCUGUGGUGAAAAUCCGACGAAUCCCUGAAGUCAGACAUUACGAAUCGUUGGUUUUUGCAGAUUUGGAAACUGGUAUCAGAUUUUUGAGGGAAGUCGCAGAGAGACGCUUACAACCGGCUAGUAUUCGAUUGCUUGAUAAUGAACAGUUUAAGUGUGGCAUACUUCUCGAUCCACCUGCAAUGUUUGGAAAUUUAUAUGAGGUUUUCAAACGGUUCUAUCUCUCAAAGAUCUGCAGGUUCCAUCUGGAUAAAAUUGUAGCAGUCACAUUACUGUUUGAAGGUGUGAAGUCCGAAGUUGUUCAUCACGAGAAGCAGGUUUACACGAUCGCAAAGAAAUAUGGUGCAGUCAAAGGAGGAGAAAAGAAUGGCAGAAAAGGAUACAUGCUAACUUUUGUCGUAGCCUACAUUCGAGACUUCGCCUGGGAUCUAAGUAUCUACGGAGAAUCAUUCGAAACGUCCGUUUCCUGGGACAAAUGCCUAGCCCUCUGUACCAACGUGAAAGCCUGUAUCGUGCGGUCAUGUCAGGCACGCGGCAUCAAACAUUUCGUCGUAUCCUGUCGGGUGACGCAAAGCUACGAUUCGGGAGCGUGCGUAUAUGUCUACUUCCUGUUCAAACAUCUCGGUGCCCCCGAGCAAGCGGUUCAACUGUACGAGGAAAUCGAAGACGAAGCCCGCGACGAAGUGCUGGCCUGUGGGGGGACGCUCUCGCACCAUCACGGAAUCGGGAAGACCCGAAGCAAAUGGUAUCCGGCCAGUGUUUCCCAAGUCGGGGUGCAGUUGUUCCGGGCCAUUAAAAAGGAACUUGAUCCCGGGAAUACCUUUGCCGUUGGAAACCUGAUUCCUGAUGAGAUGAUGAAGGCGAAACUAUGA